Gryllus bimaculatus (two-spotted cricket) is the source of this 2843-nucleotide messenger RNA. Lineage: Eukaryota; Metazoa; Arthropoda; Insecta; Orthoptera; Gryllidae. The record is from the annotation of a GenBank genome assembly.
GGAAACGAUGCUGGCGAAUCCUCUAGUAUAUUCUCUCAAACAGCGAGUUUCACCUCGUAUUGUAUAUUCCUUCAUGCCUGUGGGCUCAUGUAAGUUGGCAUUACUGAUGAACUAUCCGCGGUUGUUCAUUCGAAUUCAAAACUUUUCCGUUGAUGCAAGUUACUGCUGUGUUUCCAUAUUUCGUGGGUGUGUGCUAGAAGUCAUAUUCGUUUGUUAGUAGUGUUGGAAAGAGGUUGAAGUUCGCAAUUUUAAUAUUCGGGAACGCUAAGUAAUUCUAUCAUGAGCUUCAACGCAUCUAAACGGAAUAUUAUUGGACGUCCACCGUCAUCAAGAAUGGAUAUAUCAUCGCAUGUUAGAAGUACAUCUAAUAAAACAGGAAUAGACAGAUGUGUGGGGAGUAAAGAUUCUGCUGCGAGUAAACUCGAAAAUGUACCUCAGAAGAAGACGUCGGGAAUGUCAGCGCCCAGUCGAAUGACAAAACAUGUGAGAAAUCCAAUUCCAAUACGGCAUACAUUGACUAGUAAGCUUCGAAUGGAAAAGGCAAAUCCCCUGCUUACAUCAUGUGGUUCUGGUAUUGGUGAACCUGCUAUCACUGGGACCCCAUCCAGAAGAUCCACAUUUCAUCCGGGUAUGUUACAGCCCAAACAGAAACCAGAGUUCAGAAGCAAAGUUCCGGCUUCAGAAAUUAGACCUACUCUUAAGAACAGAGCUGUUGACAAUGAAAGAAAAACAGUAAGCAUUUUUAAAGAAAAUAAGCCUCCACGUGCAGGAAUAUUUAAUAAAGGCAAUGGGGAAAAUACGAAAUCUGGUAAUGUGAUUCCCAAACAGUCACGGAUUUCAACUGUACAUAAAACCCUACCUUCUUCCCUGCCUAAAAAGAAUAUUUCAUCAUCCACCCAAUAUAGAAGUUCUGCAGGUGCUUCAAAUAAAAAUGUACGACGAUCAACAUGGAUCAAACCUUUGGCUGCUCGCAAUGAUGCUUCAACAGCACUAGUGGCCAAUAAUUCUGUCAAACUAAAACGGUUGACUGAAACUAAAAGACAAGCCAUGGACAAAAAAAAACAUGAAAAGAAUUCAAUUGUCUCGCAUGAUCUGAAUUCUCAGUCAAAGAAAAUCAAUACUCCGGCACAGAAACAACUGAAGUCUAUAUUGCGCAAGAGUGCGUCUGUUGGGGACUUGAGAAAAAUGAACAUGAAAAGUGAAGAUGUUGGUGUCCUUGGUGAAAUAGAAAAUGGGCCAGAAAGCAAAGCUCUGAAUAAAAGUUUUAAAAGUGUAGCAUUUUUUUCUCCUCUGCAUAAUUCCUCUUUCACACCUAUAAAUAUUACGAAUACUCCAACGCCAUCUGUUCUUCGGAAAAGAUUAGAAGACUGGCUUGCCAAAAGGGGAAAAUCAGCUUUUAGUUACCGUCACUUAUGUUGCUUUGGUCUGCCCAAGAAUAUGUCCAUUGUUCCUUCAGAAAUGAACAGUAGCAGAGAUCCUCGGUUCAGUAAAUUUAAGACUGGUGCUAAUGACCAGAAUGAUGCUGAACCUUGCUUAAAUGAAACAAUCACCUUGGAACCAUCAGAUAGUCAGUUGUCACACUCUCAUGAUAAGAAUCAUGACAUAUAUAUUGAGAACAGUGCACCAAAAGACUCAUCAACUCCAGAGCAUGAAUCUGAUUGUUUUGAUGAAAAUAAAGAAAACAAUGCCUAUCUUUCUCAUCCCGAUGCUCUUAAUGAUCUCAGGAAAUUAGUGCAUUCGACACGCCCAACAGUGAAAGAGAUUCCACAGUACUGGGAGUGCCUAGCUGCCUUGGAGGAAGCUCGUGGGGACUUCAGUUCAGCUGUGGAUUGUUAUGGACGAGCAAUUGUGAAAGGUGCCGAUGCAGAUGAUGUUGAUGAACAUUUAGAUGAUCUCUGGGAAAAGUCCAUUAAUAGCAGCGAGGGGUCAUUCCAGAACGUGAAUUACAUAGUCACGCCAGUGAGGCGAAGUAGCCGUAAGUCAACAUCGCGGUUCCGAACAACUCCAACAGUAAAGUGCGUUGAUAAACUGGAAGAUAUAGAACAAAAUAUAAGGGAAACCAUGGAAUUUCAUGGAAAUGCUGUUUUGAACCCAGGAAAUUAACCAAAGAAGAUAUUUUGAAGAAUUGAUGUAUUGAUUUAGUAUUAUUUGAUACAACUGUAGGUAGAUAAAAUGUUUUAUUGAUUUAGUAUUUUUAAAUAGAUUCUUAAUAGGAAACACUCUUCUAGGAAUUUUGAAAUAUUUUAUACCCUGUACAGGAAACUAAUUCUUCAGACAGUAUUUUAUUUGAUGCUUCAGAUUUUGGUGUACUUAAACACAAGGUUCAUGACAUAAAUGGAAGUUCUGAUUGUAUAAGAUUCCACAAAAAUCAUACUUUAAACUGUUAAUCGAGUGUAAUAAAAAUACUUUUUCCCUAGAUCUUUAACAUACUUAACUUUGUAUUAGUGGUUUUUCAAAACUAAGGGCCCCUGCACACAAGCGUUGCUUUGAUGUGCGUUAAGUAAUGCAUGUCAAAGAAUAACACUGCUUCUUGAGCAAAACAGCACAUGAGCAUUUUGGCCAUUCUGCAUAAGAUAGUGAUAAUCUAUAAUGCAUAUUAAUAAUGUUGCAUCAAAGCAACGGUCGUGUGACAGGUUUAAAACAGUAAACUAAUUCUUCGAAUUACUGGCAAAUCUAGAUCUUGGCAUUUUCCUGGGCAUUUCUGGGGGUCCUGUCCAACAGUGUUUUGAGAUUUUUAUGUCAAUGAAUGUACAUAACUUUUGUAUAAAAUUUCUUAUAAUAAAUAUAUUUUAAUGAUAUUUUUGCAUUUGUGUAAAGAGCGAAAUAUUUGAGAUUCCUUUCCG